Messenger RNA from Catharus ustulatus (Swainson's thrush), 2342 nucleotides. It is a transcript of the gene B3GNT4, whose product is annotated as UDP-GlcNAc:betaGal beta-1,3-N-acetylglucosaminyltransferase 4. NCBI's taxonomy places the organism in Eukaryota, Metazoa, Chordata, Aves, Passeriformes, Turdidae. Bases 1 to 1623 code for a protein of 540 amino acids. The transcript is spliced from 2 exons. Gene Ontology annotation, molecular function: hexosyltransferase activity. The record is from RefSeq and is a predicted model, not a curated record. Gene Ontology annotation, cellular component: membrane.
AUGCUCCGGGGCUCCGGUCUGUGGCUGGUGCUGAGCUUCUCCAGGAGCUGGGGCGGACAGGUGGUGUUGGCUGGGUGUGGAGGGUGGGUGUGCAGGGUCGGGGACACGCUGUGCCGGUGCCAGCCCCCCGCAUCCUCCUCCCGCGGGCUGGGCUUGGGAGCUGCGGGGCGGGGCGGGGGCGGUGGCAGCUCCCGGUGGAGCACGGAGAGAAAGGCAAGGCAGCUCCCGGUGGAGCACGGAGGGACAGGCAGCUCCCGGUGGGGCACCGAGGGAAAGGCAAGGCAGCUCCCGGGGAAUCGCGGAGGAGGCUCCGGCGGAGGUUUUGCCGGGCGGGGUCACCGUGGAGUGGCGGCUCCAGCCCGGUGUGCGCGCCCCGGCGGGACCGGGGGCUCUGGACCGGCAGCACCGGGUCCUGGUGAGAAGCGGGGGAAAGCACCGAGACACGUCCCAGUCCCGGUUCGUCUUCACCUGCCCACCCGGGCCGGUCCUGCGUCGGAUGCUGCCAUGUAUCCCAGGAUUAAAAGCCUGGCGCUUUACACCUUCUCCAUCACGCUGCUGGCCUGCGUGUUUUACAUGAAGAAGGAGGCGAAGUUGGCAGCGUCGUCAGCAGAGCAGAAAGUGGAUGUGGUGGGUCACAGACUGCAGCCUUCGCUUCUGGACAGUGCUGAGCACAGCAAGUGUUUGCCCAACUUGACCUUUGCCAAUUCUUCUUUCUCCCUCCCCGAGCCUCACCGCGUCUUCUUAACCUACAAGCACUGCAGGAACUUCUCGGUCCUGCUGAGGCCUUCCAGGUGUAGCAAAGACAUGUUCCUCCUGCUGGCCAUCAAGUCUUCCCCCAUCAACGUGGACCGGCGCGUGGCCAUCAGGAACACGUGGGGCAAGGAGGGCUCCAUCGGGGGCAGGCGCGUCAGGCUGGUGUUCCUGCUGGGGCGCUCCGAGGCCAAAACCCAGCUGCAGCCCCUGCACCAGCUGCUGGCUUACGAGAGCCAGGAGUUUGAUGACAUCUUGCAGUGGGAUUUUGUUGACAACUUCUUCAACCUGACCCUGAAGGAGCUGCAUUUCCUCCGCUGGUUCACGGAGGACUGCCCGCAGGCCAGGUUCGUGCUCAAGGGCGAUGAUGAUGUGUUUGUCAACACUUACAACAUCGUUGAGUUCCUCCGGGAGCUGGACCCUGAACAGGAUCUCUUUGUUGGGGACGUGAUCGCCAACGCUCGGCCCAUCAGGAACACCAAGGUCAAAUACUUUAUUCCAGAGCCCAUGUAUGGAGCCACCUUCUAUCCUGUCUAUGCAGGAGGAGGGGGAUAUGUGAUGUCCAGGGAGACAGUGCAUCGCCUCCAGAGCACUGCAGAGGACAUGGAGCUCUUCCCCAUAGAUGAUGUGUUUGUGGGAAUGUGCCUGGCAAAGAUGUCAGUGACCCCAAAGAACCACGCUGGCUUUAAGACUUUUGGCAUCCAGAGACCUUUCAAUCCUUUUGAUCCCUGCUUGUACAAAGAGCUGAUGGUCGUGCACAGGCUGAACCCAACGGAGAUGUGGAUCAUGUGGACGCUGGUGAAGGAUGACAGCAUUAGGUGUGCAGUGUCAGUGACACACAGCUACAGCAGGGGCUGGAAAAGGAUCUCCUGAUGAGCCCAGUGGGAUUGUGGCUGGUGACAGGGUACUUGAACUAAAAACCAGGUUGUGGUAGAAACGUGUCCAUUACUAACAGAUUGCACUGGAGCUGUGGUGGGUUGGUUUGCAGUGAGUGUUUUUCUGUUGGGGAUCACUCGAAGCAGUUGAAUUGUCACAGGGUGGCUGGUGGCUUUGUGACACACAGUGCAGGGAACUCGGCUCCUUCCAGCCAGACUGUGCUGGGGGAAGUCACAAGAGCCACCUGCACUGGUGUCUGACUGCCAGCCAAAGUCAGUCUCGUGGGGCAGCCAGCAAUGACUAACGAGUGACAGAACAUUUGAAAUUUGCUUGAAGGCACAGAAGAAAGGCCAAUGUGUCCUGCUGGGUGUGCUGGGUGGGCAGCAACCCCACAGCUCCUACCAGUCAGCAGGAGAAAGGGAGUGGAGUGGGGAAGGAAAAGCUUCACAAAAUAUAUGGCUUUAACACAGCAGUGAUGAUGAUCUGAGGAACUGGGCUCUGCCUCUGGCCCUUUGGCUUUUACAGAAACUCACAACAAGUUUACAUGCACUGGAAACUUUAGCACAAACACUUUCUGAUCUGGUUUGAGAGGAGCCAUGUGUCUUGAAUAAUCACAGUGGUAGGAAGAGUAGCUGUAGCUUCCCAUGUUGUGUGGGAGAUGUUCAUUGUUGUUGUUGUUGUAAUGUUGUGUAUAAAUAAAAUAGUUUUGAAAAGUA